AUGAAGAAGGCAUGGAGACUGAUUAAGAAAAAGUAUAAUCAUAUAUUUACUAUUGGUUGUGUGGCUCAUGGCUUGAAUUUGCUGAUGAAGGACAUAAUUAAACUUGAAUCGCUGAAAAAACUGAAAGAGAAUGCAAAGUCUAUUGUGAAAGUAUUUAAGCAGAAGCAUGUGGUUCACAGCGUUUUUAAUUCCAACCAAGAACAAAAUAUGCCAUCUUUAAAGUUACCCAACAACACUAGAUUUUCUGGUGAUGUUUUGGUCUUCAACUCACUUCAGUGUAAUAAAUCAGCUCUCAAGAAAACUGUAAUUGAAGAAGACCUUGAUAUUCCACAGAAUAUAAAGACUUUGAUUUUAAAUGAUGAUUUCUGGAUGGAAAUAAAAUAUGCUCUGAACAUCCUCAAACCAAUUGCUGAUGCUCUUACAUCUCUUGAAUCAGACUCUGCUCUUCUUUCUGAUGUUCCAUAUCACUUUGAAAAAAUAAAGACGCAAAUUUCAGAAGCUCUUGAUAGUCUUGAUAAAAGCAAUCUCAGUGAGAUAGAUAAACGUAAGGUACUACGUGCAAUCAAACAUCGAGAAAACUUUUCCUGUCAGUCUGUUCAUAAAACAGCUUAUUUACUUGAUCCUAGAUAUAAAGAUAAAAAUUUAAGUAAUUCAGAUAUGCCAUCAGUGGUUAGAGUAAUCAACGAACUUUGUACACAUUUGAAACUUGAUAAAGGAAAAGUACUAGCUAAUUUGGCUGAGUAUCGAAGUGGAAAUGGUAUUUGGUCUUCUAAUUCUGGUAUCUUUGGAGCUGCCGAAUAUACGACUCCAGUUGCAUGGUGGCAGGGACUCUGUGCUGGACAACCUAUUGCUACAAUAGCAAUUCGCCUAUUAAAUAUUCCACCUAGUUCAGCUGCAUGUGAGCGAGUAUGGUCAGCAUUCGGAGGAAUUCACACUAAGAAGCGAAAUCGUCUUAAAAAUGAGAAAGUUGAGAAGCUGGUUUCAGUGCAAUGGAAUCUACGCUUGUUUAAUAAAUCACCAAAGACGCACAAGCGCUAUAUUACAACAGAUACACGUAGGAAUACGAGUGAGGAAAAUAAUGAUAUUUUUCUUGACUCAAAUGACUCACAAUCAGAAUCUAAUACAGAAAGUAAUGAAGUAGAAUCAGAUGUAGAGGUCGAUUCAUAUUCUUCCUCAGAUUCCGAACCGGAAAGUACAAUUGAGAUUGAGAAUUGA
Molecule: messenger RNA, 1215 nt
Organism: Trachymyrmex cornetzi
Lineage: Eukaryota; Metazoa; Arthropoda; Insecta; Hymenoptera; Formicidae
Exons: 1
Coding region: 1-1215 (404 amino acids)
Molecular function (GO): protein dimerization activity
Source: RefSeq, a predicted model, not a curated record